Molecule: messenger RNA, 6266 nt
Organism: Entelurus aequoreus (snake pipefish)
Lineage: Eukaryota; Metazoa; Chordata; Actinopteri; Syngnathiformes; Syngnathidae
Gene: rc3h1b
Product: ring finger and CCCH-type domains 1b
Exons: 20
Coding region: 355-3759 (1134 amino acids)
Molecular function (GO): metal ion binding
Source: RefSeq, a predicted model, not a curated record
CCAUUGCUCCCCCCCUCCGCCUCCCCAGCUAGCUGUAACCGGCUAGCCGUGUGGAGUUGACACCCUCCCCGAACCUCGGCAGCGGCUGAGCUGCACCGUCGACAUGGCAAGGAAAUAUCGCAUUUUGUUAAAAAAAGAUGAACAUCUUCCAAGUCGUUUGGAAUGAUAUUCAUCGUGUGAUGUGACCCCAAAUCCACAAUGUGUGAGGACAUUUAAGAACGAUUGAGUUCGGAAGAAAAAAAUCUUGAUUCCAGUGGAAUCUUUCAUAUAUUAUUAUUAUUAUUAUAUUUUUUUCUGUUUCAUAGUUUAUACACAUUCACACACACUCAUCCCACCCACAUCAAAACAGUAAUCAUGCCCGUUCAAGCGCCACAGUGGACAGAGUUCCUGCUAUGCCCGAUCUGCACGCAGACAUUUGAGGAGACUGUUCGGUGGCCCAUCAGUUUGGGCUGCGGACACACCGUCUGCAAGAUGUGCCUGAAUAAGUUGCACCGCAAGGCCUGUCCCUUCGACCAGACGGCCAUCAGCACGGACAUCGAGCAGCUGCCUGUCAACACGGCCCUCUUGCAGCUGGUGGGAGGCCAGGUCCCUAAGGCUCAGCCAGUUUCUUUGAUUACCAGUCCUGAGGACUCUCAGCAUUAUGAGGAAGCCAAGCAGUGUGUGGAGGAGCUGGCUCUCUACCUGAAACCCCUCAGCAACACACGAGGGGUGGGUCUGAGCAGCACGGCUCAAAGCAUGCUGAGUCGACCCAUGCAGAGGAAGCUGGUCACUCUGGUCCACUGCCAGUUGGUGGAGGAGGAGGGCCGCGUGAGGGCUAUGAGAGCCGCACGCUCUUUGGGUGAACGAACAGUCACAGAACUCAUCUUGCAGCACCAGAACCCUCAGCAGUUAUCUUCCAACCUGUGGGCUGCUGUACGUGCACGUGGAUGUCAAUUUCUUGGCCCAGCGAUGCAAGAAGAAGCUCUGAAACUGGUCCUUCUGGCACUGGAGGAUGGCUCGGCUCUGUCCCGGAAGGUGUUGGUUCUCUUUGUAGUCCAGAGGCUUGAACCUCGCUUCCCCCAGGCCUCCAAGACAAGCAUAGGCCAUGUGGUACAGCUCCUCUAUAGGGCCUCCUGCUUCAAGGUGACCAAACGCGACGAGGAUUCAUCCCUCAUGCAACUGAAAGAGGAGUUCCGUACUUACGAGGCACUGCGACGUGAGCAUGACUCUCAGAUUGUUCAAAUUGCCAUGGAGGGCGGCUUGCGCAUCGCACCCGAUCAGUGGUCUUCUCUGUUGUAUGGGGAUCAGUCGCACAAGUCGCAUAUGCAGUCCAUCAUAGAUAAGCUGCAGACCCCAGCAUCCUUUGCUCAAAGUGUCCAAGAGCUGACUAUUGCCCUGCAGAGAACUGGAGACCCAGCCAACCUCAACAGGCUGCGGCCUCACCUCGAACUGCUUGCCAACAUUGAUCCCAGUCCGGACGCACCCCCUCCCACAUGGGAGCAGCUUGAGAAGGGGUUGGUGGCAGUGAAGACUGUCGUGCACGGCCUUGUGGACUUCAUCCAGAACCACAGCAAGAAAGGUGCGGACCCUCAGCAGCCUCCUCAGCACAGCAAGUACAAGACUUACAUGUGCCGUGACAUGAAGCUGAAGGGAGGCUGUCCUCGUGGAACGAACUGCACCUUUGCUCACUCUCAGGAAGAACUGGAGAAGUAUCGAAAGAUGAAUAAACGUCUGGGAGCUCGCCUCCCCGGUUCAGGAAUGCCAGAUGAUGGCCUUCCCCUGGAUGUGGGAGUGACCAGAAAGCCUUCUCCCCUCACCAAUGGGAGCAUCACACCCUCCCUGCCCCAGCUCAUCGCACGCGGUGCAGACAACGUCCCGUAUGAACUUCUGCGUAAGCCCAUCAAGAUGGAUGGAGGGAGUGCUCCAGGAUCACCACCUGAUCUCUUGGACCCUGUGCCCAAAACUGGUAUGUCUCUGCCACCUCAUGUCAUGGCGCACCAAAGGAUGACUGCAGAUCACCUCUCCGGUGUGAAGCAGAUGCCCGUGGUCGCCCGAGGUUCACCUGUGUACCAGCAGCCACAGCUCCCUGAGAUGUUUUACUCUGGGAAUCGCCCCCCACCUUCUGUGUCCCAGUAUGAGACUUCACAAUACCCACCAGGGUAUCCCUACCAACAGCCACCACAAUAUGUCUCUCGCGACUACAUCCGUAACCCUCCACCACCCAAUGAGUCAGGACCUCCUUACCAUGACCCAUACCCUGGUUACGGCCCACCAGAUCGCUCCUAUCAGGCCCCCCACUCCGGUCCUCCCUUUUCCUACCCUCAUCCAACACACUAUGACCGAGGGCGCCAUGGGACCUACGCUGGUCCACCACCACCCCCGCAGCCUUACCCAUCUCAAAGGGAUAGUCUUAUCCGGAUGAGUUCAACGCCAUUGGAUGUUACCUCGGCGUCAGCCGGACAGGCUAACUCACUUUAUCACACAGAGCCCAAUGUACGGGAUAGAUACCCACCAGAUGGCUAUUAUCAACCAGGAGGCCAACCUCAGCCCAUGAGGACUUAUGUCAGAGGGCCAUCAUACAGUGGGUCCCAGCCCAGUCUCGAUUAUUUACACCGCCGUCGCCAGGAGCUGCUAUCCCAACUGGAGGAAAGAAAAGUCAUCUCUCCUCCACCGUUUGCAGCCUCCCCGACGCUUUCUCAUCCCUUUCCCAGCGAUUACCCUCCUGAGUAUGGUGAUGAAAGCACCAAGACCAUUAGGAAAUGCAGAGAGCCAGAUUAUGCCGGCCAGUACUCUCCUUGGUCUUGUGAUACCAUCAGCUCUUACAUUGGCACCAAGGAUGCCAAACCCAAAGAUAUAAUGGGUCCCGGUGCCAUGGAGAUGAUGAAUGUGGAUACUAAAGUUUUGAGAGACCCAUCACUGGAAGCCCCUCGGAGGGGUGCAGAGGUCAAGGAUGAUGACCCCAUUAUUCCGUUUGGUCCUCAACCGACUGUGUCACGCUUUGGUGCCAUCUCCCGCACCUCCAAGACAGGUUACCAGACAACUGGACCUGUCCAAGCCAUGGCUUCCACUCCCCAAAACACAAACUCUAAACACAUGGCUAUGCCUGAAUAUACAUAUGGAAGUCAUCCAGGAUGGGGUGGAGCUUCAUAUCCCUCCCACCAAACGUCCUCUUCCUCUCAGGGAUCCUUCAGUGAGCGCACACCACCCAUGGCAGCCUCGGACAGAGAACAGUUGAAGAUGGAGCUGCAGCAGGUCACCCAGCAGAUCAACCAACAGACGCAGAUGCACAGCAUGGAGGCUGCCAGUAACUCUUUAUUGCUACAGAGAGAAGCCAGCGCCUUGGCUGGCCAGCCUGUGCCCAGCAACCAAGGCCAGGCAGUCACCUCUCAGUCGCAUCAACAGCCCCCUAAGUGGCCCGCAGGGGGCACAAGUGCAGCGACCGUUUCCAGUGAACAGCUAAGCCUGGAGCUUCACCAGGUGGAGAGAGAGAUUGGGAAAAGGACCCGUGAAAUUGCUAUGGAGAACCAAGUGGCCCACGAGGUCCAGCAGUACAAGAUGAAACCUGCAGAGAAUGGACAACCUGAGCACAAGACUCAGCUUGAAGAGAUCUCCCUUGCUCUGGGCGAGGUGUCCAACGGCUCCAACAGUCUGCAAGAAGGUGCAGUGGGCGGGUCCAUGCUGUCGCUGACAAACAAGACGUCUACGUUGAGCCUGUGUUCUGACCCGGUCGCUACCGGGUCAGAAAUGCAGAAGAACGGGGUUGUUCAUUCCUGCUCUUAAGCAGUACACGCUUACACACACACACCCACACACACACACACACACACACACACACACACACACACGCACACACACGUUCUAUUUAGAAGAUGAGCAGUAUCUGCCGUGAUAUGAAUUUUCUUUCUUUUUGUUCUGUGAAUGAGCUUUUUUUAAUGACUUUCCUCGCCUGGAAACCAGGGCAUAUGAUAACAGUUCUUGUGUGUUUUUGGUGUUCCUUCACUUUUCUUUCUCCCUUUUAAACAAUCUAGAUUUAACAUUCAGUAUAUGAGGAGAGGAAUAGGGUGGUGAUGACAGUGGCGCCGUUACUUUCUGCACACAUGCCUCAUCCCCACGCCACAUUUGAUGUAGACGGCAGUCAGGAAUAUUGGUGUGGUGACGAGGAGACAGCAGCAUGCUCCCACAGAGUCCUUCAACAAAGUGCUCGCACAGAUCCAGAUGGUCUGGGAAGGGAAAGCACCGCCUUGGUUGCCACAAGAAGCAUGAUUUUUUUUUUUUUUUUUUUUUUUAAUGCAUUUUUAGGAUUUCAUGCUAUGUCUUUUUUCAUACUUAACAUCACUAUAUUAAAUAUUUAAAUGGAAGCAUUCUGUUUUAAAGAUUGCAUCUUCUUGAUAAGGGAACGAUUGCUUCUUUUCAUGUGGUAGCAGGAAACAUGACAGUAGAAAAAAAGCUUUGGCUGAACGCACAUCCUCAGGCUGGCUGUGUCCUGCGUCAGGGUCAAAGGAGCCCUUUCCCUCCUCAGAGCUUCUCAUCUGGCCACUCACAAAGCCUCCCCAUUGGGAUUAUCUCCUCACUUCUUCGCCUAACUUCUAUGAAGUUGCCUUCCCAUGUGUCUUUUGGGCUUUUCUCUUCCAAUUUGUUUUCAUGCUUUGCGUUGUUGUGCUUUUUGGGGGCCGACUGAAGGCUGUCAGGGACGUAACGUGUUCACUUCCUCCAGUGCUGUCAUCACCAUCACCACAAUUAAAGUUAAAGUUAACCUCAACUUUAACUUUAACUAUUCUGUUAAACCUUCGCUGCUGACACAGCACAAUUUCACAAGUAGGAUGAGCCCGUGUGUUCAUCUGGAUCCCCCUUUGAACCACACCUCCAUCCUCUGGCCGCUGCCCCCACGGCUCCAUUUAUUAGGUCCACUGCUCACUUAUACAUACAAGUAUGUAUACAUACAUUAAUAUACUAAAGCACUAUUAACGUGCCACCUCUUAUUCUACUCGCUCAGCAUUUAUAUUAAAUGAUCUCUACUUUAGAAUCAGCAAGAUAUUUUUUAUUAGGUUCUUUUUUUUUUUUUUCUGUCCACUGGUUGCCAACACAGACUUUAUCCUUUCCCAGACGAAGGACUUCUGUGCGCAUUGACGUGUGUAAUCUUUUGUGUUCAAACAAAGAUAGACUAUGCUUCCCAAGAAGACAUGACAAUUCUGUAACUUUGGGUGGGAAAUUAUGGAGUUUUGUGUGUGUGUGCGUGCGUGUUAGUUUGUAGUUUUAGAAAAUGUACCCUCAGUUAUUUUUUUUUUUGCCCGCAAAUUGUGCUGUACUGGAUGGAGAUGUUAAGGUGUUAGAAAAGUGUUGGGGUUGAUCCGAACCCACCCUAAAGGGGAUACAUGGGAAGUUUACUUAAAAAAAUAGCCUCAGCUCCUCUUAAAUGUUCCCUUUUUUUCCUGUAUGAUCACUUAAUAUUAAAUCCUAAUUGGCAUGACUGAGUGACGUCCUAAUAGAUUUAGUUGAAAGAACACAAUGUAUUUUUAUUUCCUUUUUGGUUUUUCAAGGAAAUGUCAUUGAGCUCGCUGGAUUUGUAGCUUCUCUUUUUUUUUUUUUGGCGUUCUGCAAAAGAAUGAAUAUUUUGACCUCCAAGUCUUAAAUCAACAGUGGCAGGAGAACAUUGACGUUAGUUGAGCUGUUUGCUCAGUCAAGUGCUAUAAACAGUAAACACCUUUGGUUUUUGGACAAUUGACAUGCAAUGUCAGUUGGGAUUACUGCAUGUAGUGAGUAGCAAAAGAAUUGAAUUGAAGGGAGUGCAAGUGCUGCCUACUGCCUGUUAGUCACUUCCACUUUUGACCACUGACCCUGUUACUGCUCUUUGAGGCUCACCUUUUAUUCCCCGACUUUGUGGGCAAAUUCUAAUGACUUUUUUAUAUGAUUACUCCCCUUGUAAAAUAUCUCUUAAAUUAAGGUACCGGUUUGAUUUCAGCAAGAAAAAAAAAGGUUUUAUAUGUAUAUUAUACUCCAUUAAGGAAUGUCUAGAAUUAUCUUCCUCCAAUGUGGAUGUAGCCAUUAUAACGCCAUUUUGACUUUGUAAGAGAAUUCACUGUGUGAAAAUUGGUUUGCAUUUUUGUAUAAUACAAUCUGCUUUUUGUUGUUUUGUUUUUGUUUGUUUGAUACGAGCAGGAAGUCAAACUGGAAGUUUGAAGAGGGGAGGAGAGAAAAAAAGUGAACCUGUGAAAUUUGAGACAGCAAAAUGUAACUUAUGUACUACAGUGAUUCCAAGCUGAGGGGGAAAGAUUAAAUGAGAUUGCUAA